CGUUGCAAAAAUAUGCCAAAUCGCCUCAGCGUUGCGCUUUUACGGUUAAAUUGUGUUUUCUUUCUGGCUACGAGCCACGUCAAGAGCGCUGAACCGGAUUACCUCUUUCCAGAUUCAGAACAAGACCUCUUCAUUAAGCAGCACUCUGAAUUUUUCAUCAGUCAUCCAGAAAAAGUGGACAGCCAUGGGAAAUUUAUCUCAUACGCUUUAUUGCAUCACUUCACGGACCGGCGACAUAAGAGAGACCUGAGUUCAGAAGACAGGCGGGUGUAUUACAAACUCAAAUACGAUGGCCGGGAAUUGACCCUCAAUCUAACCACCAACGACAACCUGCUUUCCAAUGAAUAUGUGCUGGAGAGACGGAAUGGGAGUUCAGCAGAGAAAUGGCCACAAACAUUUAGGAAAGGCGCCUGUCAUCUUAUUGGCACAGUAACGGAUGACAUUGUGCAGGGGACGGCCGCCAUCAGCACCUGUGAGGGAUUGAGGGGGCUGUUAUAUUUACCUGAUGGGCUGUCAUUAAUUGAGCCUGUCCGUGGCCACGUCCCGAACAUCACUCAUCCACAACACCCACAUGUGAUCUACCGGAGCUCAACAUGGAGAAGCCUCAGACGGCGACGCAACACGGAUGCACAAAGGGUUCACCACAGUCCCUGUGGUGUCAAAGAUGGUCCGCAGUAUUCCCAACUGGUGGAUCUAGAGAGGGAGCGCUGGGAACAGGAACAGCGGCAUCCACAGGGUGGGGUUCAUAAUGAUGAUCUGGAAUGGGAACGGCCACGGCGGAUCUCCCCGCGCUCCAUCAGUAAAGAGCGCUGGGUGGAGACCAUGGUGGUUGGUGACUCCAAACUCGUGGACUACCACUGGAGUGGGAAUGUUGAGUCCUACAUCUUCACCAUCAUGAACAUGGUGGCUGGAAUUUUUCAUGAUGCCAGCAUCGGUAAUGCUAUCCAUAUCGUGUUGGUCCGACUCAUUCUGCUACAUGGAGAGGAGAAAGGGCUGAAGAUCGUUCAUCACGCUGAUACGACUCUCACCAACUUCUGUACCUGGCAAAAAAACCUCAAUCCUCAAAGUGACACUCAUCCAGCUCAUCAUGAUGUCGCUAUACUUAUCACCCGGAAGGAUAUCUGUGCAGGCAUGAAUCAACCAUGCGAGACGCUCGGCUUGUCUCACCUGUCAGGCAUGUGCCAGCCGCACCGCUCCUGCAAUAUCAAUGAGGACUCGGGACUACCUGUCGCUUUCACCAUCGCUCAUGAACUUGGACACAGUUUUGGAAUCCACCAUGAUGGACAAGGCAAUGACUGUGAGUUUGUGGGGAGACAUCCCUUCAUCAUGUCCCGCCAGCUCCACUACGACUCCUCUCCCCUCACCUGGUCGUCCUGCAGCAAGGAGUACAUAACACGCUUUCUCGAUCGCGGAUGGGGUUUCUGUCUGGAUGAUCGCCCAUCGAAGAGGGAUCUGACCACCCCAGUGGCGGCACCCGGAGUACGAUACACGCCCCAGCACCAGUGCCAGCUGCAGUAUGGACCCAAUGCCACUUUCUGCUCAGAAGUGGAUAAUGUGUGUCAGAUUCUGUGGUGCUCAGUGAAUGGAUCGUGUCGUUCCAAACUGGACUCGCCUAUAGACGGAACCAGGUGUGGACCUGAUAAGUGGUGUAUCUCUGGUGAGUGUGUAAUCGUAGGGAAGUUACCGAAAACUGUGAAUGGAGGGUGGGGUCCCUGGAGCGAAUGGUCUCAUUGCUCUCGUACCUGUGGAGCUGGUGUCCAAUCAGCAGACAGAGAAUGCAAUCAGCCAAAGCCUGAGUUUGGAGGGAUAUACUGUAUGGGCAAACGGAAGCGCUACAGGAUUUGCAACACAAAGCCAUGUGCCAGAAAACAUCCUUCCUUUAGAGAGAUGCAGUGCAGUGAAUUUAACACAGUGCCUUAUCACAACGAACUCUACGAGUGGAUACCUGUCGCUAGCACCUCACGUCCAUGUGAGCUGUACUGCAAGCCCGUGGAUGAGGAUUUUUCUGAGAAGAUGUUGGAAGCAGUCACUGAUGGAACGCCCUGCUUCAUGAACAACAACAGCAGAAACAUCUGUGUCAAUGGUGUGUGCAAGGAGGUCGGUUGUGAUUUUGGCAUUGAUUCUAAUGCUAAAGAGGACAGCUGUGGUGUGUGUCUCGGCGAUGGAUCCACGUGUGAGACAGUGAAGGAGACCUUUGUGAAGCAAGAUGGAUUUGGUUAUGUGGACUUGGUUUUAAUCCCAGAGGGAGCUCGGGAUAUCUUCAUACAGGAAGUGGAAGAGGCUGGGAAUUUCCUGGCGAUCCGAGUAGGUGAUUCGGAGGAGUAUUACCUGAAUGGGAAUUACAUAAUCCAAUGGAACGGAGAGUACGAGGCGGGCGGAACAAAGUUUUACUACGACCGCAGAGGCAACGCGGAGAAUCUGACAUCAGCAGGACCAACAACUGAACCUGUCAUGAUCCAGCUGCUGUUCCAAGAACAGAAUCCAGGAGUCAAAUAUGAGUACACCAUUAAGAAGAGUCGCCCACUGGGGAAUGAAAUUCCAGAACCGGAGUACACCUGGAAAUAUGGAGCCUGGACUGACUGCAGCACCUCCUGUGGGAUUGGUGUACAACAUCAACCUGUGCGUUGUUUUGAGGCAGAGGUGGGCGUGGUCGAGGAAACGCUUUGUGACCCCAGUACACGUCCCGACGACAGACAUCGCAAGUGUAAAAACAUGGAUUGCCCUGCAAGGUGGUGGGUAGGUGGAUGGCAGACUUGCUCAGCCACAUGCGGUCCAAAUGGAGUGAGAAAGCGCACAAUUCUGUGUGUGCGUACGGUGGUUGGAGAGGAGCGGGUUCUACACCCUGGAGACUGCAAGCAGUUGCUCAAACCCAAACCUGUGGUACCCUGCAACCGAGAUGUACCAUGUGGGUCAGAAUGGGCUGUGGGGAACUGGAGCGAGUGCUCUCUGUCUUGCAAUGGCGGCAUAAAGUCGAGAAUCGUCAAGUGUGUGGCAAAACAACCAGACCGAUGCAACCCUGCCAAUCGACCUCGCUCCACGAUCUUCUGUAAACUUCAGAGCUGCUCAUCCACUAAUAGAUGGACCGGUUCCCCCUUCAGACCACGAUUCCGACCAAGAGUUCCCCCCACAAUCCCAACACAGGCCCCUGGAAUCCAACCUGGAACUCCAGAAUCAAGCACCACUAUCAUGCCACCAAACUUCAACACCAAUACUCGCAUUAUAACACACACCAGAGCUUUCCCAAUGGCCACAACCAUAACAACAUCUGACAUCAUCCAUGAAGACGACCAAGACUUUAUUCUGGUCAGAGAUGGUAACAAAGACAAAGGGGAUCAUGAACCAGUUCCCACAGAUACUAAAGACCCCAGUUUUCCUGAGGACGAGGAAGGAAGCACAGACCUGCAGCCUCCUGAAAAAAGUUCUAGAUACAUGCCGGGUUAUGAUUACAUAGUAGAAGAUACAUCUGGAGAAGAAAGGGCGACUGAGGACAAUAUGUUUACCAGCCCAUUUCCUGUAAGGUCAUCCACUGAUGGACCAACCACACAAACGCCUGUACACACAACUCAUCCAACCUUGAAUAGAACACUGAUACACACUAACAUCCCUACAACGAAAUCAGCCACUACUAGCAGAUCCCAAUACAAUGUCCACUUGACUGACACUAAAACUCCAGAUUUGAUCACUAUAACUACUCCUAAGUGGGAAUCUGAGCCAAGAAGUCCAUACAAAACAAAUACCACCACAAACCCAAGGUCAGAAUCAGUAAUGUCACACGUCAGUACUCGGAGUCCACAACCUACUGUUCCUACAGUGAAAAUACUGAGAAAGACAUCACACAUACUGAAAAGUCCCAAUAAAGGCAAGGUGCCUAAAGUAGACAAGCUGAAGCCAGAGAUGGUGAGCACCACGAAUGAUUACAGGAACCUGAACGCACAAGAUCCCAUCAGCAGGAAUGCCUACUGGGAAGUCGGCAACUGGAGUGAUUGCUCCACUACAUGUGGUCUAGGGGCGGUGUGGCGGUCAGUAGUCUGCAACUCAGAGCGUGAGGAAGACUGUGCCAGUGUAAAAAAACCAGAACCAGCCCGACGAUGCAACCUACGACCCUGUGCCACCUGGAUGACUGGCGACUGGACCAAUUGUCCUGAAGGUUGUGUGAGUGAUAUGAAGCAUCGAGAUGUGCAGUGCAUUGACACACAGAGCAGACGUCCAUUGAGGCCCUUUCACUGUCAGGUUCUGUCAUACAAACCACCCAGUAGUUUGCCCUGCUACACCCGACCCUGCCUGCAGUGGAAGUACUCACUCUGGGGCAAGUGCUCUAAAAGCUGUGGGCAAGGGCUGAAAAAAAGACUUGUGUACUGUCCAGAGUACCAGCGCUGUAACAUCACACUCAAACCCAACAGCACUGAGUCCUGCAGUCUGCAGCCCUGCACCAGCUGGACUACUGAAACCUGGAGCCAGUGCUCCAGAAGUUGUGGUGGAGGAGUUCGGAAGCGAGCGGUGAGGUGUGUAAACGAGGAAUCUGGAGAUGAAGAGAAAACUUCAGUGUGUGCACAAAAUAACAAACCAGACACUGUUCAGAUCUGCAACCCAGAGGAGUGUAAACCUGAUUUAGGUCUAGUUUGCAAGAAAAACAGCAUGUCAACACGUUUCUGUGAGAAACUGGAGCUGCUUGGUCGAUGCUCCCUGCGCUCUAUCCGCAAGCAGUGUUGUGUCACUUGCAUGAUGUAACAUUUACUGAGGGUCAUGGCAAGGUCAACCUUGGGUCAAUAACCCAAAGCGCAAACUACUGGACAUUCUGCAAACUGGGUUCAUGGUACCCUUAGAGACACAGGCAUUAUAUUCAGAUGUGUCUUUUUUUACUUGAACAUAAGAAAAAGCGUGCUUUGAGAUACAGUUGUGCUCAAAAGUUUGCAUACCCUUGGAGAAUUGGUAAUAUAUGUUCCAUUUUUAAAGAAAACAUGAGUGAGCAGGCAAAACACAUUUCUUUUAUUUCUUAUGGGAUUCAUAUUCAGCUGUAGGUUAUAACAGAAUGGCACAAUCAUAAAACAAAACAUGGUAACAAAGAAAAAAAUGAAAUGACCCCUGUUCAAAAGUCUGCAUACCCUUAGUUCUUAAUACUGUGUAUUGCCCCCUUUAGCAUCAAUGUCAGCGUGCAAACCUUUUGUAAUAGUUGUCUAUGAGGCCCCAAAUUCUUGCAGGUGGUAUAGCUGCCCAUUCGUCUUGGCAAAAUGCCUCCAGGUCAUGCAAAGUCUUUGGUCAUCUUGCAUGAACCGCACGUUUGAGAUCUCCCCAGAGUGGCUCGAUGAUAUUAAGGUCAGGAGACUGUGAUGGCCGCUCCAGAACCUUCACCUUUUUCUGCUGUAACCACUGGAGGAUCAACUUGGCCUUGUGCUUAGGGUCAUUGUCAUGCUGGAAAGUCCAAGAACAUCCCAUGCGCAGCUUUCGUGCAGAAGAAUGCAAAUUGUCUGCCAGUAUUUUCUGAUAACAUGCUGCAUUCAUCUUGCCAUCAAUUCUCACAAGAUUCCCUGUGCCUUUAGAGCUCACACACCCCCCCAAAACAUCAGUGAGCCACCAACAUGCUUCACCGUGGGGAUGGUAUUCUUUUCACUAUAGGCUUUAUUGACCCCUCUCCAAACAUAGCACUUAUGGUUGUGCCCAUAAAGCUCUAUUUUGGUCUCGUCACUCCAAAUUACAGUGUGCCAGAAGCUGUGAGGCGUGUCAAGGUGUUGUCAUUUGUGGCAUUGGCACAGUAAAAGCUUCCUUCUGGCAACUCGACCAUACAGCUCAUUUUUGUUCAAGUAUCGUCGUAUUGUGCUCCUUGAAACAACCACACCAUCUUUUUCCAGAGCAGCCUGUAUUUCUCCUGAGGUUACCUGUGGGUUUUUCUUUGUAUCCCGAAAUUUCAUUCUUCUGGCAGUUGUGGCUGAAAUCUUUCUUGGUCUACCUGACCUUGGCUUGGUAUCAAGAGAUCCCCGAAUUUUCCACUUCUUAAUAAGUGAUUGAACAGUACUGAAUGGCAUUUUCAAGGCUUUGGAUAUCUUUUUAUAUCCUUUUCCAUCUUUAUAAAGUUCCAUUACCUUGUUACGCAGGUCUUUUGACAGUUCUUUUCUGCUCCCCAUGGCUCAGUAUCUAGCCUGCUCAGUGCAUCCACAUGAGAGCUAACAAACUCAUUGACUAUUUAUACACAGACACUAAUUGCAAUUUAAAAAGCCACAGGUGUGGGAAAUUAACCUUUAAUUUCCAUUUAAACCUGUGUGUCACCUUGUGUGUCUGUAACAAGGCCAAACAUUCAAGGGUAUGUAAACUUUUGAUCAGGGCCAUUUGGAUGAUUUCUGUUAUCAUUAUGAUUUAAAAAUGAGCCAAACAACUAUGUGAUGAUAAAUGGCUUCAUAUGAUCACCAUCCUUAAAUAAAACACAGUUUUUUUGCAUGAUAAGUCAUAUUUUCAAAAUCAGUGCCAAAAUUUCACAAUUUCUGCCAGGGUAUGCAAACUUUUGAGCACAACUGUACAUAAAAAUACAUCAAGCAUUAUUUUUUUUUACAGGAUUCAGCAUCAGUUAGAUGUUUUAACGUAUAUCCAAGUACACAUGGAAUCUAUGCACACAGAAUUCCGCAAAAAGCUCCACAGAUUUCGGCAGAAUUUCAACACCCGCCACUUACAAAGUUUUAUACAUCCCCUGUCCCUUGCAUGUUCAGUUAAAUUUAAUGAAAUAUUUUCGCUGAUUUGAUUAUGCUUUCAGCUACCAAAAUUUUAGGACUUUCAGCUUUAACACAUUUGACCUUGUUUACACAUAUAUUCCCCCAAAAACUAUAAGUUCCUACCUGCCUACAGGUAUGUUUUUCUCUGCACUUAGUUUGGAAAAUGAAUACCAUUUUUUUUAAUAAUGCAUUUUUUUUAUUUUACUCACAAAAGUAUGUAUUUCUGACAGAACAAACAUAAUAAUUUGGUUCACCAAUCUAAAGAUAUUAGUUCACCAUGAAAAAAAUGCCAUUUAAAGGGAUAUUUCACCCAAAAUUGAAAAUUCUCUCAUCAUUUACUCAUCUUCAAGCCAGAUGUGUGUGACUUUCUUUCUUCAGCUGAACACAAACAAAGAUUUUUUGAAAAAUCAGCUCUGUUGGUCCAUACAAUGCAAGUGAAUGGUGACCAGACUUUUGUAGCUCCAAAAAUCACAAAGGAAACAUAAAAGUAAUCCACAUGACUCCAGUGGUUUAAUCCAUGUCUUCAGAAGCAAUAUAAUAGGUGUGGGUGAGUCCUUUUUUUUUGCUCAAAAUCUCCACUUUCCCUUUCAGAUUUGAAAGUGAAACUAAACAGGCACCACAUGUGACUUUCAGAUGUACAAGUGAAAGUGGAGAUUUAGAGUAAAAAAAAAGGACUAACAUUCUGAUCUGUUUCUCGCCCACACCUAUUAUAUCUAUUAUUAUUUUAUUUCCUUUAUGUGAUUUUUUGGAGCUACAAA
Myxocyprinus asiaticus (Chinese sucker) is the source of this 7456-nucleotide messenger RNA. RefSeq names its product A disintegrin and metalloproteinase with thrombospondin motifs 12-like. The transcript has 24 exons. NCBI's taxonomy places the organism in Eukaryota, Metazoa, Chordata, Actinopteri, Cypriniformes, Catostomidae. Bases 13 to 4728 code for a protein of 1571 amino acids. Gene Ontology annotation, biological process: extracellular matrix organization; proteolysis. Gene Ontology annotation, cellular component: extracellular matrix. The record is from RefSeq and is a predicted model, not a curated record. Gene Ontology annotation, molecular function: metalloendopeptidase activity.